UUUUUUUUUUUUUGGUUUUACUUUUCUCUGUUUUUAUUAUUGUUAAUGCUUAAUCUUCGAAAAUAUAUUGUGGUACAUAGCACAUAUUUGUAGAUACAUACAUACAUAUGUACAUAUAAUUAUAAUUCGAUUAUAUUGUAUUUGCAUAUUAUUAUAUAAGCAAUACAACAUAAAUAAAUAUAUUGUUAUACAAAAGGAAUUUCUAUGAUAAAAAUUAUAAGUGUUAAUAAGGAUAAUUUGAAAAAGAGUAGAACAAAAAAAAAAUAGAAAUUCGAAUAUUAUUGGAGAAAAAUGAAUUAAGGAUAAUAAAAGAUCCAAAACUCUUUGGAAAAAAAUGAAAUCCCGAAGAUACUUAUAAUUGAGCCUCUCUUGAUCAAUUGUUUAACGAGUAGAAAUUGCUGAAAAUUAAAGCUACUAUACUCUAUUCAGUAUUUUGGCUCGAGAUAAAAGGAAAUAUUUGAAAGGAACACAGGACGUGUCAAUUCAUCGAUAAUUUUCUUCCAAUUCAAAAAAAAAAAUGGCUGCCAUUAAUUACUGCCAGAUUUUUCAACAUUAAUAUCAACACAACACACAGCCACACUCACACACCAAAAAUAUUUUUUUUAAAUCCAACACAAAUCAAAAGUAAACACGGAAGAAAUACAACAAAAAACGCAAAGGAACGAAGCGAAAAAGAAAAAAAAAUUUAUUGCGGAAUUCGAUUCGAAAAAAAAAGGAAACAAAUAUCGAAAGGAUAAUAAAAAAAAUAAAUAACCAGCAAAGGAAAAGAGAAAAAAAUAUAAUAAAAAUAAAAGGAGCAAAAAAUAAAGAAUUUAAAGUGAAAAUCACAAAUUUAAGCAAAAAUGUUUUUACCUGUGAAACCAAACACAGGUCUAGAUACAAAUAAUAGCAAUGGUUUAAGUAAUGGUAAUGGAGGUAAUGGUAUUGGUGGCGCCAGUUCAAAUAAUAACGAUGAUAUAAAUACAGCAACAAGUAAUAAUUCAACACAAACACCAAGUGAUUUAAGUCCACCAGGUCCAAAUGAAGAAAUUUUACCACAGGCACAUCAUCAAAAUCCAGGACAUUGUAUUGCAUCAUUUGCUGCUAUCAAUAGAAUGAGAUCAAAUGCUCAGCUUUGUGAUGUUACACUUGAAGUUGGAGGUGAAGAAAUUCAUGCUCAUAAAGUGGUUUUAGCAUCAGUUAGUCCAUAUUUUUAUGCAAUGUUUAAUGAUGAUAUGCUCGAACGUAAUCAAGGAAAUGUAACAUUACAUGAUGUUGAUCCAACUGCUUUAAGACAAUUAAUUGAUUAUACAUAUACAGGUGAAAUAACUAUAACUGAAGAUAAUGUUCAAGUAUUAUUGCCAGCAUCAAGUCUUUUACAAAUUCAAUCAGUUAGAGAAGCAUGUUGUAAAUUUUUAUUAAGACAAUUGCAUCCAUCAAAUUGUUUAGGAAUACGAAGUUUUGCUGAUGCCCAUUCUUGUAAAGAAUUGCAUACACGUUCUCAUAAAUAUGCACUGCAGAAUUUUCAACAAGUUGUUAGCACUGAAGAAUUUCUUUUGCUGCCGUUCGAUGAAGUCAGAGAUUUAAUAUCAAAUAAUCAAUUAAAUAUUUGUUCUGAAGAGAAAGUAUUUUUAGCUGUAUUAAAUUGGAUUAAACAUGAUUUAAGUGAACGUCAAAAGCACAUUUCAGAAUUAAUGACACAUGUAAGAUUGCCAUUAGUUAAUCGUGAUUUUCUAAUGACAUGUGUUGAAUCUGAAAAUUUAAUAAGAGAUGAUCCACAAUGUAAAGAAUUAUUAUUAGAAGCAAUGAAAUAUCAUUUGUUACCAGAACAACGAAGUUUAAUGACAACACAAAGAACAAAUGAACGUCGUCCAGAUGGUAUGAAACCAUAUAUAUUUGCUGUUGGCGGUGGAAGUUUAUUUGCAAUACAUAGUGAAUGUGAAUGUUAUAAUCCAAGAACAAAUACAUGGACACCAAUAUCACCAAUGUUAUGGCGUAGAUCACGUUCUGGUGUUACAUCAUUACAUAAAUUAUUAUAUGUUGUUGGUGGUUAUGAUGGUGUUGCUGAUUUAUCAUCAGCUGAAUAUUAUAAUCCAUUACGGAAUAAAUGGACAAAUAUAACACCAAUGGGUACUAAACGUUCAUGUUUAGGUAUAUGUUCAUUUGAUGGUCUUGUAUAUGUAUGUGGUGGUUAUGAUGGUGCAUCAUGUUUAAGUAGUAUGGAAAGAUAUGAUCCAUUAACUGGUGUUUGGAGUUCAUGUCCAGCAAUGAGUACAAGAAGACGUUAUUGUAGAUUAGCUCAAUUGGAUAAUUGUAUUUAUUCAUUGGGUGGUUUUGAUUCAACAAAUUAUCAAUCAUCUGUUGAAAGAUUUGAUCCAAGAGUUGGACGUUGGACACCAGUUCCAAAUAUGACAGCUAGAAGAAGUAGUUGCGGUGUUGCUGCUUUUGAUGGUCAUUUAUAUUGUGUUGGUGGUAAUGAUGGAACAAUGUAUAUGUCAAGUGGUGAACGUUUUAAUAUAAGACGUAAUGCAUGGGAACCGAUUGGAGCAAUGCAUUCUAGAAGAUCCACACAUGAAGUUGUCGAAGUUGAUGGUUAUUUAUAUGCACUUGGUGGUAAUGAUGGAUCUUCAUCAUUGAAUUCUGUUGAAAAAUAUGAUCCAAAAAAUAAUAAAUGGAGUAUUGUAAGUUCAAUGGUAACAAGACGUAGUUCAGUUGGUGCCUCAGUAUUAGAAUGUUUCAAUUUGGAAAGAGGAUUAGUACAAAUGACAAAUUUAUGACCUUUAUCAUCAAUUGUUGAAGCAACUGUUAAUUCACAACCAACUGGAAAUGGUAAUAAUAAUAGCAGUAGCAGUUCUCCACCUAGUAUAAGUUCAUCGGUGCCUUCUUCUUCUUCAACAUCAUCAACAUCAUCUUCAUCGUCAUCGUCUGGGUCAUCUUCAUCAUCAGCGGUAUUAUCGGGUAACGCAAAUAAAUCAGGCAUUUAACAACCAGAAAAUGAUGUAGCAGCAGAGUAAUAAAAUAAUAAAUUACAAACAAAAGUACAGACUAAAAUAAUGAAAUUAUUUGCCAAAAGUAAAAUAAAAAAUAUGAGAAAAUUAUUUAAUUACCUUGGAAUUUAACAGUUUUUUUUUUUUUUAUAAAAUUUCAAAUCAAAUUUUAAUAUUUACAUAAAAUACAUUAAAUAAUAUUAAUCAAAAGUUAAAAAUGAACUUAUAAUCAAAAAACAAAAAAACAAGGCGAAAAAAUUCUCAUUUUUAAAAAGUUAAUCAUUUUAGAAGUCACAUAAAAUAUUCUAGUCAUAGAAAAUCAAAAAAUAUAUUUAGAUUAAAGAUGGUAACUAAUCACAAACCGUUCAUAAUCACUUGAAUCUAGUAUUUGAAUUUAGAAAUUCGAUAAUUAAAAAAUUCUGAAAUCGAAAAAAUUUAAAAUGUU
Condylostylus longicornis is the source of this 3411-nucleotide messenger RNA. Its product is annotated as kelch-like protein 17. Bases 843 to 2756 code for a protein of 637 amino acids. Gene Ontology annotation, molecular function: protein binding. The transcript has 9 exons. Lineage: Eukaryota; Metazoa; Arthropoda; Insecta; Diptera; Dolichopodidae. The record is from RefSeq and is a predicted model, not a curated record.